AUGAACAAUAUCACCUUCUUCACAGAGUUCCUCCUCAUGGAUAUCUCCAGCUCCCAGAAGCUACGAGUUUUACAAAGUCUGAUGUUUUUAGCAAUUUAUCUAGCAACAUUAACUGGGAAUCUAAUAACCAUUACUGUAAUUGUGACAGACACUCAUCUUCAUUCUCCAAUGUACUUUUUUAUGAGCAAUUUAUCCCUCGUAGACCUCUGUAGCAUCUCAGUCUUUGUUCCCAAAUCCAUUGUGAAUUCCAUGACGGGCAGCAUGACCAUCACCCUGAGAGAAUGUGCUGCUCAGAUUUUUUUCUACCUACUUUUUGCCACUGCAGAAUUUGCUUUCCUUGUGGUCAUGGCCUUUGAUCGCUAUAUUGCCAUCUGCCGCCCUCUGCACUACAGACUCAUUGUCACCCGGAAGAUGUGUGCCCAGGCAGCAGGUGGCUCCUGGGCCUCUGGUCUGGUCUAUUCUGCUGUCCACACCUGUGCCAUAUUCAGACUUCCAUUUACAAAGACCAAUGUGAUCCAGCAAUUUUUCUGUGAUAUACCUCAAGUUUUGAGAAUAACAUCUUCAGAGGUUCAAUUUUCUGAAUUUGUAAUCAUUGCUGUUAGUGUGUGCCUUGUCUUAGGAUGUUUUUUCAUUAUGAUUAUAUCAUAUGUUAAAAUAUUUACAUCUGUGUUAAAGAUGCAUUCAGUGGAAGCCCGGAAUAAAGCCUUAUCCACAUGCUCCCCACAAUUGUUCAUCCUCCUUUUGUUUGCAAUUUCUGGCUCCGUAGCUGUCUUAGGUCCCAUUGAAGAGAAAGCAUCCCUUAAAAAUCUGCUGACAGCCAUGUUCUACACCAUAGUGCCCCCUUUCAUGAACCCCAUCAUCUACAGCCUUCGGAACAGGGAGAUUAACUCUGCUAUAAGCAGAAUGUUCACUAGAUCAUCUCAGUUCCUAAUUAAAGAUUUUCUAAAAAUCACUUAA
Dipodomys ordii (Ord's kangaroo rat) is the source of this 957-nucleotide messenger RNA. Its product is annotated as olfactory receptor 14I1-like. The record is from RefSeq and is a predicted model, not a curated record. Gene Ontology annotation, cellular component: membrane. Lineage: Eukaryota; Metazoa; Chordata; Mammalia; Rodentia; Heteromyidae. Gene Ontology annotation, molecular function: olfactory receptor activity; G protein-coupled receptor activity. Gene Ontology annotation, biological process: G protein-coupled receptor signaling pathway. Bases 1 to 957 code for a protein of 318 amino acids. The transcript has a single exon.